Messenger RNA from Linnemannia hyalina, 486 nucleotides. The record is from the annotation of a GenBank genome assembly. NCBI's taxonomy places the organism in Eukaryota, Fungi, Mortierellomycota, Mortierellomycetes, Mortierellales, Mortierellaceae.
AUGGGACAGCGCUUCCGGAGCAGCGAUAACUCCGACUGGGGCGCAUUCCCGACACAGGCCAUGUACAACGAGACUCGUGACUUUUCCAUUCGCUUCGGCAAAGGAAAGGGCUCCUUAGGCGAUAUCUACGAUUUUGACGCCCAAGGAACAGAUCUCCAAGGUGAUGUUGGAGGAGAAGGUGUUCAAGACCUGGCACUUCGGCCUCACUGUUCUCUUGGGGGAUGCCAGCUUGAUGGUUCUGUCACAGCUCUCCACGACGCGAUCGCGCUUGCCGACCUAAUCUAUGCCAUGCCAAUGACAACAGAGGAGGAAAUAACGAAAAUGUUCGAAGAGUAUCAAGCAGAGCCCCAACCGGCCGUGUUAGGGUCAUUCAAGAACAGUCGAGGCUUGCCCCAGGAUGGCCCGGUUCCUGUCCUCAGUCGGGCUAUCUUGGAGCUGCUACUUCUGUCUGAUCAAUCGAGCGCGUACAAGGAUGGAUGUUAUUGA